AAUAGCCGUGUAGCUAAGGGGAUAUCCGGUCCCUGGCUUACAGUUUGAAUUUUGUAAAGAAGCCUAACGAGAAGCCUCGCGCCCAAAGCCAUGAGCUGGGCGGUGGAGGAGUGGAAGGAUGGACUUCCAGGGAAAGCCCUGCAGAAGAUCCAGGAGAUGGAGGUCCAGCUGGACAAACUCAAAAAAGAAAGGACACAGAAGCAGUUUCAGCUGGACUCCCUGGAAGCUGCGCUGCAGAAACAGAAGCAGAAGGUGGACAGUGAACGCUCAGAGAUAUCUGCUUUGAAAAGGGAAAACCAGUCGUUGGUUGAAUCGUGUGACUCUUUGGAAAAAAAUCGUCAGAAGGUUGUUCACGAACUUGGUGUCAAAGAGCAGCAGGUGAGCUACCUGGAGGGUCAGCUUAAUUCCUGCAGGAAGACCAUAGAGCGACUGGAGCAAGAACUCAAGAAGUACAAAAAUGAGCUGGAUCGCUCUCAGCCUGCUGGCUCCUCCUCGCUGUCGUCAUCCUCCUCUGACCUGCAGGCGUACAGCACUCCACAGAAGAGCUUCGCAAUACCAGCACCCGUCCCUGCACAUAGACAGCAAGACAACAAACUGGAUGACCUACAGGAUAAGUUAAACCGUGAAGUGGAAGAAAGAAAAAAGCUGGAGAGUGAGCUUAAAGUGCUGCAGAUCAAGCUGUUGAAUCAGUCUUCAGUCAGCGUCAGCCACAAAGACAUUGCGGCACGUCAAGCCGGAUCGUCUAUAUUCCCAUGGCAACAGCAGGAUCAGGUCCACUGCCUGCACGCUCAGGAUAAGACGGAAACUCCGCUGAAGAGACGUGGGGCGUCUCUGUGGGACGCACACGAGGAGACGCCAAUCAAACCCAGCCAUAGGAUGAGUCCCAGUGGACCCUCCCAACACAUGGAGCAGAUGAAAACUCUCAACCAAGAGCUCCGUGGACGUGUGUCAGAGCUGGAGAGGAAUAUAUCGGCUCAGGAAAAGGAGAUCCGUAACAAUACGUCAAAGCUGCAAGAACUCCAAGCGCACCUAAACCAGGCUCGUAAAGACCUGGCUGAGCGGGGCAGAGACCUGGCCAAGGCCGGACAUGAGCUGAGUCAAGCAGCUGACAAACACCAGCAGCUGGAGGCAAAGUGUUCAUCGGUUGAGCAGAAGUUGAAACAAGUCUCAGAGGAGAUGAGCUGCCAGAGGCACAACGCUGAAAGCUGCAGACGAGCUCUGGAGCAGAAGCUCAAAGACCAAGAAAGAAACAGCCAAAAGGAGUUGGCUCAGCUUCAGAGUUCCAAUCAGGCUUUGGAUUUGGAGCUCAACCAGACUAGAACCAAACUCACCCAGGAGAUCCAACAGGCCAAAAAAGACCACAAUGUGCUCCAAGCAGACAUGGAGAAGAUGCGCAUACAGAAGAGUCAGAUGGAGAGAGAGCUAGAAGAACAGAAGCAGAAGCUGCUGCGCUCAGAACAAAGCCUGCAGGCCGCUCAGACCAAGGAGCAAGACCUCCGCAAAAAGAUGGAGGAGCUACAAAAAGAGAAGAACUGUGUGACUGUCCAGUUGGACCGGAGCACCAGGUCCGUUUCUCAGUUGGAAGAAGAGAAGAGGAGCUCGGAGCAGAAACUCAGAAGCACCCAGGGGCUGCUGGAGGAUCUGAAAGCCAAAUCCGAAGGACAGGAGGUGGAGCUGAAGAGGCUUCAGUCAAAGCUGGAGCAGCAGGCUCAGACGUCAGCAAGGGAGCUGGAAAACAUGAAGAGAACAAUUUCUGAUGUGGAGUCCAGAAAUGAAAAAUGUCAGAAUGAGCUCCAGAAGCAGCGGCAGGAGAGCGAGAGGCUUAGCAAUAAGCUGAACGGUGUGGAGAAGGAGAGCCAAGAGCUGAAGAGCAGCCUCACUGGAAGCCAGGAUGAGUGUAAGGCUUUAAAACAAGAACAUCAGGCUCUGCUGGACUGGAAGAAGGACAAAGAGGACUUGAUAAACCAAACUGAGGCUGUGCAGAAGGAGCUCACUGAUAAGAUCCUUACUUUGGAAGGCAACUUGAAUCUGAUGAACGAGGCCAAUCGUGAAAAUCAGAGCAAGAUCUCCUCCAUAGAGGCAGACAAAGCUGGUCUGUCAGCCCACAUCGACUCACUGAAAGGACAGCUCCUCAUCAAGAGCACAGAGUUGGAGGAGAAGGACCACCAGUACCAGCAGCUUCAGCUUCAGGUUACCGAGGCAGAGCAGAAACACAGCAAAGACCUGGAGAAUGUUGGGAAGCAGCUCGCUCAGCUGGAAGGACAGCUCAAUGAACUGAAGUCCCAGUUGCAGAGGGAAACCAUUCGAGCUGAGCUUGCUGAGAAGACGAUCUCUGAGCUUCAGGAGGAGCAGCAGGCAGCAUGUGACCUGCUUCACUCCAAAGAUCAGCUGGUGGAGCUGGGCCUGGCUGAGAUCAGUCAGCUGAAGGAAAGCCUUGCUCAGUCCACUGCACAGCAGGAGAAGCAAAAUGCCAGCUUUGUGGAGGAGAAGGCCGCCCUCCUGAGGCAGUGUGAGGACAGCGUUUCUGCAAAGGCUGAGGAGACAGAACGCAUCAAGCUGCAGAUGGAGGAAGUCCAGCAGGAGCUGCUGCUUUCCAGAAACAAGAUCACUUCCAUAGAGCAGAUGCUGAAGGUGCAGGAACAGCUGGGGGCCGAGCUGCAGAAACAAAUCAACACAAUGUCCAAUAAGGAGGAGGAGCUCAUGAAGAUGUCCGAGGAGAAAUCGGAGCAGCUCAGACAGUCAGAGGAGCAGCUUAAAGAGCAGAGGAGCCUGAAAGAGGAGACGGAGAAGCAGCUCAGAGAGAGUGAAGCUCGGAUCGUCUCCAUGGAAGCAGAAAAGUCUGAGCUCAACAGUCAGAUUGAAGAGAUACAGAAAAAAGUGGAGUUCCUGCAGCACAGUCAGGCAGAAAAGAUAAAUACUCUCCUGGAGCAGAUCUCUGCUUCGGAGAAACGGGCAGCUGCAAACCAAGAAGCAGCAGACGAGGUUCCAGUUUUAAAGAACAAACUGGACAUGGUCAAUCAGUCCCUUGCUCACCUCAACAGAUCUACUGAAGCUUUAGAAGAGAACCUCUGCUCUGCAAACGAAAAGAAGGCCGAUCUGGAGGCCGCCCUGUCUGAAAAAACAAAACUCGUCUCUGCUUUGGAGGAUCAAAUCAAAAAUCUGACUGAGAAGAUGCUGAAAGAGACGGAGAGCCACAGCGCCAAGAUUGAAGACCUGAUCAACAGGGAGAGAAUCCUAAAAGAGCAGCUGGAGGGUACCAAAAAUUCCCUAGCAGCAGCCACAGCCGAGUCCAGCUCUCAUCAGGAGGAGAUCCAAACCAUGAAUACUACUCUAUCUACCGCAUUGCGCGGUUUGGAAGAGAAAGACAACUCAAUAAAGAGUCUAAAAGAGAAACUGAACAGAGCAGAGGCUGAGCACAGCAAAGCCUUUGAACUUCUGAAGGAGAAGUCUGUGGCCAUGAACAAAAUUAAGGUGCAGCUGGAAAUGCUGCAGAUGGACCUGGAGGACAACGAGACUGCCAUGAACUCUGUGGAGAGUCAGGUGGAGGAGCUGAAGGGCACUAAAGCAUCGCUGGAGGCCCAGAUCUCUGACAUGGAGGCCAUGCUACAGGAAAGCAAAGCUCAGGUGUCUGUUUUAGAAAGCCGUUUAGAUGAGGUCCAAUCCCAGAACUCUAUGCUGGAGACCAAAUAUGUGACAGCCAAGGAGGAGCUGCUGGAGAGGAGCUGUGAGAUAACGCGCCUGGAGGAGGACGCCGUGAAACGGCAGCAGCUAGAGGAGAACGUUGCCUCUUUAGAAUCCAAACUGAGUCUGGUUACUGAAGAAAAUACAAAGUUAGAGGAAACACUGCAGCAGAUCAUCCAGGAAAAAGAGAGCAGCCUGAAUCGGCUAAGUGAGGAGAAAAGCAGCCUUGAGGUUUCUUUGAGGCAGUUACUGGAUGAGCAGAAACAAACUGCUACUGAAAUAACCCAGGUUAAAGCUGAGAAGGAGGAGCUGCAGGAGAGGGUGAACAGCCUGUCAGAGGAGAUCCAGCGACUCCACACUACUGUCGGAGAGUUAUCUGAGCAAAAACAGGAGGCGGAGGCAGAGAUUGAUCGGAUUGCUGCAGAGAGACGUGAGACUGAGUCUGCCUUCAGUCUGGCCACUGAGGAGAAAGCCCUGCUAAAUGUUACUGUGGGUUUAUUGAACAGUGAAAAGGCUGAGCUUCAGGAGAAGCUUUUUACAUUAACCUCUGAGAAAGGGGACUUGGUCAGCACCAUGAAACAGAUGGAAGAAGAGAAGGAUCAGCUGGAAUCCAACUACAGUCGAGUCUCUGAGGAAAACGUCCAGCUGCUGUCAGAGAUGGCCCAGCUGUCUGAGGAGAAGCAGCAGCUUCAAACCAGUGCUGAGAGGAUGAAAGAAGAGCUGGCUUCUUUUAGAGAGGAGAGCAAGCGUGUGCAGUCCUCCCUGCUAUGCUCAGAGGAGGAGCGACAGAAACUGAAGGAGCAGCUCUACGUGAGGGAGGAGAUUAUCAACCAGGAGAACAAAGAGCGGAGCCAGCAGUUUGAGACUGAGCAGGCGGAACUUCAUCAGAGGCUCUCAAGCCUCCAGGCGGAGCUGACCGUACUCCAGCAGAACUAUUCCUUACUGCUUGAAGAAACGGACCAACAGCACCGCCGCAUACAGCAGCUUACAGAAUCGAGGAAAUGCCAGAAUCCAGCAGAAAACCUCACCCAUAUUGGACCCAAUGACCAGGAAGAAAUGGUGGACGGAGCUGUAUGUGUCGAACCAAACCUAGAACUGGACCCAAACAUCAUUACCAGCACAGAGUCCAAUCCUCAGAGCGAGCCGAGCUCGGAUCAGGCUUUCAGUGAGAAAGAAAUGAUGAGGAAGGAGGAGGCCUCUGAUCAGGAGGUGCUCAGAGAUGAGUUGGAAGAGGAGGUCUCUGGGGAGAACAGCGGUGCUGGUGAAGUUCUGGGAAGUGAGAAUCUAAACUGUGAUCCAUCUUUCCCAAAAUCCUUGAAAUUCUUUGGACUCAAGUCUUCACCAGUCAGAGAUGGCAUCAGCUCUAACACAGAAAUUGGGAGUGAAGUGGAGUUGCUGCGCUCUGAGUUGGACCUGCUGACCUCGGAGCUUCAGCUGAGGGCAGAGCUGAGCUCAGAAUUGAAAGUUCAAAUUCACAACCUGGAGAUGAAGGUUCAUGCUGCAGAGGAGCAAGCUCAGGAUGCAGCUAAACAGCUGAGCAUUGCCCAAGAGGAAAAGAAGAGCCUUUCUAAUGAGGUGGCCCACCUGCUGGAGGAGAGGGAGGCUUUGACUCUGCAGCUGCAAACGUCAAAAUGCCAACUGACUGAUGUUAUGGAGAUGUUGGAAGGGCUUGAGAUGGCCAAAGGUGGAUGGGAUGAAAAGUUCCUUCAGCAGGCGAAUGAGUUAAAGAGGGUCCGCUCUGAAAAGGCUAACCUGGAGAAGCAUAUCCUGGGAAUGGAGUCUGAACUGGAGACCAUGCAGGCAGAAAGGGACAGGCUGAAGGAGGCGAUGGAGACCCAGAGGAAGACUUGUUCAGGAUUGAAGCAACAGGUGGAAACACUCCAUGUAGAGACGACCCAGCUGAGGGCUGAACUUGUGUCCUGCACCGAAGACAAAGAAGAGUUAAAUCAGUCUUUAGCACAGUGGAGAGAUAAAGUUCACAGUUUGGAGAAGACCAACUGUGACACCAGAAAUUUAAUUUCCAUCCUGGAGGUUGACAUCCGGACGGGAAGGAAAGAGUAUGAAGCUCUUCAAAGCAGCAUGAAGGGAGUGGAGGCAGAGAGAGAGCAGCUUUUGCAGCAGGUUUCAGCCCUGGAAGAAGUCAUUUCUAAAGAGAUCGGCGAGAAAGAGGAGCUGCUCAACCGUCUCAGUGAGAUGAGAGAAGAUCAUACCUCUACCAACCAAAACACUGAGUCCAUGGCUGGAAAAAUCCAGGCUUUAGAGAGGGAAGUCUGCAGCCUUUCCCAAUCGCUGGAGUCUUCUUUGCUAGAAAAAGGAGAGAUUGCCUCUCGGUUGAAUUCCACUAAUGACGAGGUCCAACAGAUGAGGACGGGCAUCGAAAAGCUCCAGGUCCGCAUCGAGUCGGAUGAGAGGAAGAAAAAGAAGAUGGGAGAGUUACUCAAAGCUGCUCAGAUCAAGUCUGACUCACUGCAGGAUCGCAUUGAUGCUCUGGAGCGAGAGAAGGACGAACUGGAGCAAAAUCUAGAGGACGCUGUGCUGCAGGCUGAAACGGCAAAAGCUGAGCUAGAAGAAGAGAAGAGAAAGGUGGAGGAAGAGAAGGAGGAGCUCACUGAGAAGCUAUCUGAGCUCUGUGCUACGCUGGAAUCCCUGAGAUCUGAGAAAGCUCUUUUAGAGAUGGAGCUGGACAAUAAGAACAUGGAGAUAGAGGAGCUGAAGGCAGCUAGGGACAAACUGGAGAGGGGACUGGAGAAGGCAGAGAUGGAUAGAAGAGAGGAACAGGAAAGGCAGAAAUACAGACUGAAAGAGAUGGAAAAAUUAACAAGAGAGGAGGCUGAGAGACAAAGUGUGCAAGUAGGAGACCUUCAGGGUAAGCUGGAAGCUUCUCUGCAGAGAGAGACCACCCUCGAACAAAAGUUUGCAGACUCUGUACGGGAAAAGGAGAAGAUGCAGUCAGCGAUGAUAGAGUUGGAGAAAGAGAAACAAAGUCUGCUGACCUCUCAAGAUUUGCAGACAGAGAUGGAAAGGGAAAACACUAACCUGAAGGCAAAUGUAGAGUCUUUAGGUGAAGAAAUCAAGGAUCUUCAAACACUUUUACAGGCUAAAGAGGAAGAAAUCCAUACUUUGGAGAAGGAGAAAGGCCUUGAGGCAGAGCAGAGGCAAGCUUUAGAUGAAACCAUAUCAUCAGUCAGGGCAGAGAAGCGACAACUGGAGGAAAGAAGGGACCAACUAGAACAGGAGAGGGAUGAACUUCAGUCCACUCUGGUGUCUGUUCUUCAGGAGAAAGGAAGACUAGACCAGGAGAGAACAGAGCUGGAUGAAGAGAGAGUACAGCUUCGGUCAAAGGUCUCAUCUAUAGAAAAGGAGAAACAAGACCUCCAACAAACCCUCUCCUCAUUAGAGCAGGGCAAGCUGAGGUUAGAGGCUGCAACACAACAAUUACAGUCCUCCCUGAUGAUGAUAGAGCAAGAGAAGAGCAACCUAUCCUCAGCUCUAUCUCACCUGGAGGAGGAGAAGGCGCAGGAGAGUGGGGACAGAGAGAGAAUCAUACAAGAACGUCAGACUCUGCAGCAAAAAGUUGCUUCCAUGGAGAAAGAGUUGGAGACGUGCCAGCAGUCCAUCUCACAGCUCAGUGAGCAGGUCUCUGAGUUGACGUCCAGCACUGCUCGUCUGUCUAAAGAGAGAGACUCUGCUCUGAGCAAAAUCAACCUCUGGAUGAAGACCUGCAGGCAGCUGGAGCAGGAGAAACUCAACCUCGUGAACAGCUCAGAAGGGGAUAGUAGCAAUGAGGAGUUACAGGCUGAGGUGACCCAGCUGAGGGCGGAAGAAGAGGAUAGAAAGAAAGAACUAGAAGAGCUGAAGAGCGCCCUGAAGAAGGAGAAGAUGGAGGCCGAGAAAAGACAACAAAGUUUUAUAGAAAAAGACAAAGAAGUGAAGGAGCGUACGGCUGCCCUGAAGGAAAUUAGAAGGGAGAUGGAGGAGAAGGAAAGAGAGCUAGAGGGGAUCAGAAAGGAGCUGGAUGAAGUUAACAGGCUUCUGGAGGAGAAGAGCACAGAGGCUGACGAGAGCAUAGAAAAAUACUGCAGCCUGCUGGUUAAAGUCCAUAAGCUGGAGGAGAGCAAUGAUGUGCUGAAGUUACGACUGGAGCAGGUUACUUCAAGCCGAUGUCCUAACGAAGCCAAGAUCCCCUCGGAGACUCGCCGGUGUUCAGCAAGACGUUCUUCCUCUAAACAUCAGGAAGAAAAAAACAAUGAAAACACAGAGAAUGCAGUUGUUCAUACAGUAGCAAGCUCUCCUCAGGGAUCCUUUCAGGGGAAACGGUGUCAUAAAGAAAUCAGUGACAGAGACAGUGUCCAGGAGGCGCUACACAACCUGACAAAGAAGCUCAAAGCCAACGGCAUGACACCCAGACCAAGAGGUGAACAGCAGGAUGAAGAGUUCAGACCAGAGGGCCUGCCUGACCUGGUGCAGAAAGGGUUUGCUGAUAUUCCUAUGGGAGAAGCCAGUCCAUAUAUCAUCAGGAGGACCACAGGGCGGCGCUGCAGUCCUCGGCUGGCUGCAAGGCAGACUCAUGCUGAUAUAAAGGUUUUGGGGCCUAUCCAGACUCCUCCUGGUUCAUCAGCAGAAACCCCUGGCAGGACACGCAUGCCUCUACAUAGCGAACAGAAACCUUUGCAUUCUCCACUGAAUUUAGAGAUGGAACCAGAAAAGAAGCAAGUUUUAGUUGAGCAAACAAAACAAGGAGAAAACUGUCAUGUUCAGUAGAUCACUGCAAACACACAGAAAUACACCAGGGUCCACAUGUUAAACUUAAAUCACGGAUCUCCUUAAAAUUUCACCUAGAAUUUUGUAUGUAGCACCUCAAAUGUACAUUUUUAUUAAUUUUAGUUUGGUGAGAAGGAAACUACACCUUUUACCUUAGCUGAAAUGGAUUUUCUGGCUAUUCUUCUUGCUCUGUAGAGCAAGAGGCAAACCAAUCGUGGAUAGAGGAGUGCUAAUGAUCUUAUUUUUAAUAAGAUCAAUCGUAUUUAUAAAGAAUCCCAUAAAAUUACAGCAAGUGGAAUGCUAUCUUUACCCUCAGUACCGCCACCACCAUCCUCACCUCCCGUUCAGUCACCUGGAGGGGGACUGCAUGCUGGAUUGGCUGGGACUGGUCUAAAAGACUUGUAUGAAGGGUAUUUCACAGCAACACCAACUGCAGAAAGAGGCUGAAAUAGCAGAAAGGGGGUCUGUCUGAACAAGUCUGCUAGACCCUGUAGAGCUAAGGGUUUGAAAUUCUGCAUCAGGUGUAAAACUUUGGUGAGUUAGAUCUGGAUGGGUUCUGCUGUCAUCAUGAAGAUAAAAAAACAACAACUUAAUUUUGAUCUUUCAUAUCAGAUUAACUUUGAUUAGUAACAUCUCUAGGUGUUCUGCUGCUGGGCUGGGGUGAAAGUAUUUACUGGAAAAACUUGAUUUUCAUAUACACAAAAAAGUAUAUAUUCUGAGAUAAAGAUGACCACA
This is a messenger RNA of Cyprinodon tularosa, 9177 nucleotides long. It is a transcript of the gene cenpf, whose product is annotated as centromere protein F. Gene Ontology annotation, molecular function: dynein complex binding; protein homodimerization activity; microtubule binding. The transcript has 38 exons. The record is from RefSeq and is a predicted model, not a curated record. Bases 91 to 8442 code for a protein of 2783 amino acids. Gene Ontology annotation, biological process: regulation of G2/M transition of mitotic cell cycle; metaphase chromosome alignment; mitotic cell cycle. NCBI's taxonomy places the organism in Eukaryota, Metazoa, Chordata, Actinopteri, Cyprinodontiformes, Cyprinodontidae. Gene Ontology annotation, cellular component: chromosome, centromeric region; nucleus; spindle pole.